Messenger RNA from Geodia barretti, 603 nucleotides. The record is from the annotation of a GenBank genome assembly. Lineage: Eukaryota; Metazoa; Porifera; Demospongiae; Tetractinellida; Geodiidae.
AUGGGGAUCCCAGAGCCCGACGAGCUUGACUUUGGAAUGCUGGGAUUUUUUGCGGGCAAGGUGGCAGACCAGUCGGUGGCCAUAUCCGGCGCAGGCAGCCCGGACCGGCGCAGCUGCAAGUCGCUGUGCGGUGGCAUGGGCACUUCUGGCACCUGCGGCAGGUUCAGCCUGGGCGGCGGCAGCGGUGCAGAGGAGGUUGACUUUGGCAAGGAGGAGCUCCGCGGCGUGUAUGACGAGCUGAACACCGCAGACCGCGGCGACAUGGUGACCCUGGGCAGCCCGCAGCUGGGCCUGGAGGAGAUGGCCGGCCUGUCGUCAAUGCUGGGCGGGAGGCGCUUCAAGAAGAGGUGCAUGGUGUUCUGCCCCAGGUUGGUGCAGGAGCAGGCCCAGAGGCUGGGAUACGCAUCGCAGAUCCGGCGCGCCGGGUGCGAGAUACUCUCUGACUGCUGCACAUGCCUCACGCCCCUGAUAGACAGGGGAGAGGUCGACUCGGUGACCACCAACAGCGUCAAGGGGGCGUACUAUCUCAAGAGAUCAAACGGCGUGGACGUGAACCUCAAGCCGCUCUCAGAGAUUGUGGAGGACGAGACCGGUUGGUCGUGA